AUGAAGUUGUUUCUACAAUCAAUUAUUCUCUGUUUCUGCGCUUUAAUUGCAGUAGCUGAGAAGCUAACUCAAUUAGAAGUAGGUGUCACUAAGGAGCCUGCCGAAUGCCCAAUAAAAGCUUCAAAAGGUGAUGUUGUGUCUGUUCACUACACUGGUAGAUUGAGAGAUUCUGGAGAAGUCUUCGAUUCAUCCUAUAGCAGAGGUGUCCCAAUUCAAUUCCAAUUAGGUUAUGGUCAAGUCAUCAGUGGCUGGGAUCAAGGUAUUUUAGGUAUGUGUGUAGGUGAAGGUCGUAAGUUGCAGAUUCCAAGUGAAUUAGGAUAUGGAUCUCGUGGUGCAGGGAAUGUUAUCCCUCCAAAUGCAGACUUAGUUUUUGAAACUGAAUUAGUGGAUAUUAAGAGGGAAAAUUCCAAUGAUGAGUUGUAA
Kluyveromyces marxianus DMKU3-1042 is the source of this 423-nucleotide messenger RNA. RefSeq names its product peptidylprolyl isomerase family protein FPR2 (gene FPR2). Gene Ontology annotation, biological process: protein peptidyl-prolyl isomerization. NCBI's taxonomy places the organism in Eukaryota, Fungi, Ascomycota, Saccharomycetes, Saccharomycetales, Saccharomycetaceae. Gene Ontology annotation, molecular function: peptidyl-prolyl cis-trans isomerase activity. The coding region runs from base 1 to 423 and encodes 140 amino acids. The transcript has a single exon. The record is from RefSeq and is a predicted model, not a curated record.